GGUACAGGCCGUGCCAACAGGCGUCAAGCGUCCUUCAAACGUUCCCUAUCGAUUCUCGCAGAGCGUAUAUUACAUCGCGGCUCGCUGCGAAGCAUGUCAGUUGACGUUGUCGCGUCCGUAACGAGUAAUAUCGAAGAAAGCGCAAGUGGUGCAACUUGGCGCAACUGAAACGCGAGGGAAUCUAGGAAGUGAAGAAAGAGCGAGAGAGAGGGAGAGCGGGAGCGUGCCCGUGCCCGUGUCGAGACGUUUUCCGAGGCAGGCGCACGCGAGCAGCAGCCCACAAAAUGUCAACGGACGACGGUGGAACGUGUUGCAAUUCGCGACAGAACGGCGUCGUGCAGCCGCUGCUGACAGACUUAUAUCAAAUCACAAUGGCUUACGCUUACUGGAAGAGCGGCAAAAUGAACGAUCAUGCCGUGUUUGAUUUGUUCUUUCGCAAGAACCCUUUCCAGGGAGAAUUCACGAUCUUCGCUGGUCUCGAGGAGUGCAUAAAGUUCUUGAAUAAGUUCCAUUAUUCUCUCAGUGAUAUCAAGUACCUGAAAUCAACAAUGCCUAUGGUAGACCAAAGAUUCUUCGAUUAUCUGCAGAGUCUCACUGCAAAAGAUGUCACAAUAUAUGCCAUAGAUGAGGGAUCCGUUGUAUUUCCAAGGGUUCCACUGAUAAGAGUAGAAGGACCAUUGAUAAUGGCGCAGCUGUUAGAAACGACUCUAUUAACACUGGUGAACUAUGCGAGCCUGAUGGCAACUAACGCGGCAAGGUAUCGUAUGGUCGCUGGAAAAAAUAUAACGCUACUGGAGUUCGGUCUUCGAAGAGCGCAAGGCCCCGACGGGGGAUUGAGCGCGUCGAAAUACAGCUACAUCGGUGGAUUCGAUGGGACUAGCAAUGUCUUGGCUGGAAAGUUAUUCAAUAUACCGGUAUGCGGCACGCACGCACAUGCAUACAUCACAUCCUUCACGAGCAUCGACGAUUUACAGGAGAAAACGUUGGCGCACAAGCAAACAGGUAAUGUUCUGAACCUGCUGGAACUCGCCUGCAAGUAUCGCGAGGCUAUCGCUGAAGAUCUGGGUGCUUUAGCCUCGCAAGCAUCCGACGGAGAAUUGGCAGCUUUGAUUAGCUAUGCCGUAGCCUUUCCGGAAAGAUUCACCGCUCUCGUGGACACGUAUGACGUCAAAAGCAUUGAGACGUCGGCCAAGGGGCAGGCACAAGUGGCCAGCCUAAAUGUAAAGAAUAAGCUUCUAACUAACGGGUCCAAUACACACGCCCAAAACAGUGUGAGAAACAACCCAUUUAUAUCAGAAUCGACUUCGCAACUUCACAAGAAUGGCUUUUUAAGACGAGGCGAAUUGGGUGAGCUCUAUGUGAGGAGCGGUCUCUUAAACUUCUGUGCGGUAGCGUUAGCCUUGAACGACUUGGGAUACAGGGCUAUCGGUAUCAGAAUUGACAGCGGUGACUUGGCGUAUCUCAGUAACGUAGCGAGGGACAUCUUCGAAAAGCUUGCCGUCAAGUAUGAUAUACCGUGGUUCGCAAAGCUAAUGAUCUGCGCGUCGAAUGACAUUAAUGAGGAGACGAUAAUAAGCCUGAACGAGCAGAGCCACAAAAUCGACUGUUUCGGCAUCGGGACGCAUCUCGUGACGUGUCAGAGACAACCAGCAUUGGGCUGCGUUUAUAAAAUGGUGGAGAUCAAUGGCGAGCCGAGGAUCAAGCUCAGUCAGGAGGUCGGGAAAGUUACGAUCCCGGCCAGGAAGGACGCCUACAGAUUGUACGGUUCGGACGGUUACGCGUUGAUCGACCUCCUGCAGAAAACAACGGAGGAACCGCCGCAAGUAAUGCAGAAGGUCCUUUGCAGGCAUCCGUUCCAACAGACGAAGAGGGCUAACGUGACACCGUCCCAGGUGGAACCUCUGCACAAGAUAUACUGGAAAGACGGUAAGCUGUGUCAGCCCUUACCCACGUUACAAGAAAUUCGCACCAGAGUACAGGAAUCUCUCAAUACAUUACGCAACGAUCACAGAAGAAAUCUGAAUCCAACGCCGUACAAGGUGGCUGUUAGCGACACUUUAUACAGAUUCAUCGACGAGCUGUGGUCUCAGAACGCGCCGAUUGGGGAGUUACGGUGAAGCACAUUACUCUUAUACAGGAAUAUUGUCAAACUAGUCUUUAGCGUCUAUGAGUACCGAGAAAUAACAGAGAAUCGGAAUUUACAAAUAAGAUACACGAAACAUUUUUUGCUACAAACAAUGGUUAAUGUGUGUCGUUGCAAUCAAAGCAUUCGUACGGCAUGUUACACUGCAUGGCACUGCGUGCGCGAAACGUGCAUGUUUGACGCGAUCGCGUUGCAGAAUAUAUCACGAGAACGAAUAAAAUGAGGGUCCUAACGGGAGGGAGAGGAUAUUUUUUACACUUUCCAUUGUUGAAAAUUGCAAAUUAUAUUAUCGUCGUCGCAAUCUAUUUUGGUAAAUCGUGAUAUAAUAUAUUUGUAUAGUUUUACACAAUUUAUAUAGAGAGAGUUCUUUUGUCACAUAGAAAUCUAUCACGAAAAUCUAUUUACAAGCUAUAGCUUUGUCGCUACACAUACAUCAUACAUAUAUACACACAUGUACUUAUUCCUCUUCUUUAAUACAAAAAAAAGUACAAAAUAGUACAUGUGACUUUAGACAUGCACAACUGAAGCACUUCCAAACUCUAAUAGUUAACUCUAGAGGUAGCCCAAAUAUAUAUAUAUGUACACAAUUGAAGUACUUCAAAGAAUGGCAAUAUAAUGUAGCAUAAUAAUUAUUUUCUUGCAUUUUCUAAUUUUCGCAUUACUGAUUGUUUCGCUGUUUCUUCUGUUUUUUUCUUUCACUUUGUUUCUUCUUUUCGUUUGCUUUAUUUUUUAAUGAUUUCUUCCACCCCGUAUUUGUAAAUUCCAAUUGUUAUUUUGUGUUAUUACGUUUGUACAAUUGUAUUGUUAUCUCGUAUAUUUAUAAUUGCUAGAGACUGAUUUAAUGAUUAUUCAUGUAUAAGGGUGAUACAUAUAUAUUCUCAACACAUUGUUAUUCACACAGAUGUACAAAAAGAGAGAACGCGAGCAUAAUACCGUAUAUAUUUAUAAUUUUACAUACAUUUAUGAUAUGUAUAAAAAUACUGAUAAAAGAAACUAUGUACACCAGGAAAAGGAGGGAGGAGAGAAGUAAGAGAGAGAGAGAGGAAAAGACGAAAAGUAUUAUAUUCCAAAUUGAAAUCUGACUAGAGAAACACACGUACCUACACACACACACACAUUCACUGCAAAGGCUUUUUAUUGAUUCAAAUAUUGGUAUACGUUAAGUGAGUUUCAAGGUAAACAUUUUUAUAUAGAGACACACAUAUAACUCUUUACAUAACAAUAACUUUCAACUUCAUUUGAAUACAAGUUUAGGAAAAUCUUUAUUAUAUCACUCUUUGCGGAGUAAUCUUUAAUAUUAUUUAAAUUUUUAGUAAUAUUUAAUAAUUUUUUGCUUUUUUAGAUUCUACUUAAUUUUGAAUCAUGUUUGUUGUAUACUUUUAAUACCUGUUAUCCCUUUAAGUAAGAUCUGUUAUUCUUUCGUAAUGCGAAUUAGCAUCUUAUAAGCAUAAUUAAUUAUACCAGCGUUUUUAUAGUGAGAAAAUAAAUAGCUUAUAGUUGU
Ooceraea biroi (clonal raider ant) is the source of this 3644-nucleotide messenger RNA. It is a transcript of the gene Naprt, whose product is annotated as nicotinate phosphoribosyltransferase. Gene Ontology annotation, cellular component: cytosol. The record is from RefSeq and is a predicted model, not a curated record. Gene Ontology annotation, biological process: NAD+ biosynthetic process via the salvage pathway. NCBI's taxonomy places the organism in Eukaryota, Metazoa, Arthropoda, Insecta, Hymenoptera, Formicidae. Gene Ontology annotation, molecular function: nicotinate phosphoribosyltransferase activity.